AUGUGGUCUGCACUGGGCCUGGCAACUGCUUUGCUGUCGCUCUCUUCUCUGGUUGCUGGUGAAGUCAAACCAACCUUAUUGACACAGCUACCUCAAGACUGGAGGAUCGAAAACAUCGCCAUCCUCUCGAACAGCACGCUGAUUAUCCCCAACUCGUAUACGGGAGAGCUUUUUGGCAUUAAUCCUCUCCAUGGCGCGUCUGGAGCAACUCCUUACUUUGUGACUUCAGUGGCACCAUACUCUUCUGCCAUCUUUGGGCUCGCAUCUCCAACCUCAGACACUAUUGCUGUUACAGCAAAUAAUUUUAAAUGGAACACAGGACAGGUGGUCAACGGAACCAACGCAGUUCACCUGAUCACACUUACAAAGUCUGGACCGAAGGCGGAGGUUUUCCCUUUCCCUUCGGCGGGCUGGCUUAACGGCCUGACGCCGGUUCCUGGUGCUCCGCAUUAUCUUCUGAUUGCCGACUGCCAUGCCGGUUCCCUCCUUCGCCUGGACACACGGACGAGAUCAAUCAAAACAGUGAGCACGGAUCCGCUGUUCGCCACUGUGCCGUCGCCAACCCUCUCCAUCGGGAUAAACGGGGUUCACGCCCUCGACCGGUUCGUGUACUUUACAAACACUGACCAGCGCCUGUACGGGCGGCUUGCCAUCGAUAAAGAGGGUCUUGCGGUCGGAAAACCCGCCGAGGUCAUUACGACUGGUAUCAAUGGGUCGACAUUCGACGACUUUGCAUUGCGGAGCGACCACACGGGCUUUUUGGCCACUGGCAUGGGGAUCAAUGGAAUCGAAAAGGUCACGGAGAGAGGGAAAACCGAGAUAGUUGCCAGCUGGGAGUUUGGGUCGUCGGAAAUCAGCCAGGCGUCAUCCGGUGUAUUUGGCCAGACUGCAAAAGACCGUGGGACGCUGUACUUUGCAACAGCCGGCUCGUACUUUGGCAGUGAUAUCCCGGCCACCGGAGCCCAAGUGUUCACGCUCAAAAAGGGUUGUUGA
Molecule: messenger RNA, 993 nt
Organism: Clonostachys rhizophaga
Lineage: Eukaryota; Fungi; Ascomycota; Sordariomycetes; Hypocreales; Bionectriaceae
Source: the annotation of a GenBank genome assembly